AUGGCACUGAAUACCAAGUUGCAUACAGGUGAUAGCUCCUUGUUUGACGAUCCCACAAUGUACCGUACGGUCGUUGACACAUUACAGUAUGUCACACUCACUAGGUUGGAUCUUGCUUUUGCCAUUAACAAAGUAUGUCAAUUCAUGCACUCUCCGAGUCAGAAUCACUGGGCAACAAUUAAACUCAUACUUCGUUAUCUCAAGCAUACAGUUGAUAGUCAUUUUUUCAUUCCCAUGUCUAGUGGUUGCUCUCUCGAAGAGUUUACUAAUUCUGAUUGGGCUGGUUCUCUGGAUGAUCGCAAGUCGAUCGGUGGUUAUUCUGUAUUUCUCGGGAAUGCAUUGGUUUCGUGGUCCUCUAAGAAACAACGCACUGUAUCAUGCUCGUCCAUCGAGUCUGAGUAUAAGGCCCUAGCCGAUGCCGCAUCUAAGCUUACUUGGCUUCAAUCUCUAUUGUUUGAACUUGAUGUAACUAUCCGCAAUGCUCCUGUUCUUUGGUUUUAUGAGUUCGAGAGCAUAAAGGGAACAAAGUGGCAGGAAAAAGAGAAAAAUGAUGAAAAUGCGGCCAAGAUGCGGUCGCAAAGUGUUUGCACAAAUCAAUAA
This is a messenger RNA of Lycium barbarum (goji berry), 600 nucleotides long. RefSeq lists its product as uncharacterized. NCBI's taxonomy places the organism in Eukaryota, Viridiplantae, Streptophyta, Magnoliopsida, Solanales, Solanaceae. The transcript has 2 exons. The record is from RefSeq and is a predicted model, not a curated record. The coding region runs from base 1 to 600 and encodes 199 amino acids.